AUGUAUUCUAAUCCAAUGCAACAAUCAUCACCGAUGCAACGUCCUCCAACAAUGAUGAAUCCAUCUCCUGUACCUCAACCAAAUACUGCUGUCGGUGUACCAUCAAUGCGAUCAAUGGUUGCUUCAUCACCAAUGCAAGCAUCAAUGCUUCAACAAUCACCUCAAUCAUCAAUGAUGGCACGACCUAUUGGUAGUCCAUAUGGUGUUGUUAAUCGUGCAGCACUCUAUGAUAAAAGUAAACGAUCAACUUAUUCAAAUGAUCUUCGUCAACAACCAAUGGUUCAACCAGGACAACAACCACCACAAAUGCCCUAUGGAAAUGUUAUGGGUCCAAGUCAACCAAUGAUGCCAAAUGCUAUUCCGUCAAAUGCUGGUCCUAUAAGACAAAAAAAACGUAAACGUUUAACAGAAAAAGUUAUUCAUAAACAAAUACGUUCACUUGUGCCUGAAUCUCAAGCUUAUAUUGAAUUAUUACGUCUUGAACAAAAAUUAGAUUCUGUUUUAAUGAGAAAACGACUUGAUAUUCAAGAAACACUUAAACGACCACAAAAAAUAAAAAAGAAAUUACGUAUAUUUAUUAGUCAUCAAUAUCCAGUUCGUUUUGAUUCAGAUACAACUGGUAUCGAUGAUGAACAAGUGCAAUAUUGGGAAAUGCGCGUUGAAGGUCGUCUUCUUGAUGAUCCAAAUACAAAUAAAUAUGAUCAAGGAAAAACAAAACGUAAAUUUUCAUCUUUUUUUCGAAGUCUUGUUAUUGAAUUAGAUAAAGAUUUAUAUGGACCAGAUAAUCAUCUUGUUGAAUGGCAUCGUACAAAUGCAACAGCAGAAACUGAUGGAUUUCAAGUUCGUCGACCAGGUGAUCAAAAUGUUAAAUGUACUAUUUUAAUGGUUCUUGAUCAUUCACCACCACAAUUUCGACUUGAUUCACGUCUUGCUCGUUUACUUUCAUUAACUAAUGGUACACGACAAACAAUUAUACAUGCUAUGUGGCAAUAUAUUAAAACAAAUAAAUUACAAGAUUCAGAAGAACGAGAAUUUAUUAAUUGUGAUGUACAUUUACAAGCGAUAUUCGAUUCUGCACGUAUACGUUUUUCUGAUCUACCAGCUAAACUUAAUAAACUUAUACUUCCAUCAGAACCUAUUAUCAUCAAUCAUACACUCUGUCUUGGUACUGAUCCAAAAAAACAUGCUUGUUAUGAUAUAGAUGUUGAAGUUGAUGAUCCUGUUCGAGAUUCAAUGCGUACAUUUUUAUCACCACAAAAUACACAUGAAUUAGAAGAAUUAGAUGGAAAAAUUUUACAAUAUAUUGAUAGUAUAAAUCAAUUAAAACAAAGUCGUGAAUUUUAUCUUUCAUUUGCUGAUGAUCCUCAAGGUUUUAUAUGUAAAUGGUUAGCAUCACAAUCACGUGAUCUUAAAAUGAUAACUGAUUCAACAACAGGAAAUGCUGAAGAAGAACGACGUGCUGAAUAUUAUACUGAACAAUGGUCAUAUGAAGCAGUUAGUCGAUAUUUUUAUAAUAAAGUACAGCAAAAACGAGCAGAAUUAGAACAAGCACUUGGUAUUCGUAAUCCUUGA
Molecule: messenger RNA, 1572 nt
Organism: Rotaria sordida
Lineage: Eukaryota; Metazoa; Rotifera; Eurotatoria; Philodinida; Philodinidae
Source: the annotation of a GenBank genome assembly